GAGCCAUGUGCUCCUCUGUGCAGUCUCUCUCGCUCUCUCUCUCUCUCUAUCUCUCCACUGCCUAAGCCAGUGUGGCCCCAUAAGUCCUGAAAGCAAUAAGACUACAGCUACACUGCCGCCUUGCAGCUGUGGGAGAAGAUCCGGACGUCGCCGGGUGCCGUAGCAGGACGGGGCGGUUACUGUACCCUCCGAGGGGUUCGUCCGAAAGGCGCGUGUGCUCCUGAAGGCCGCUGUGCGGGAAUCGCGGUCCUGCGGUCCUGUGAGCCUGCGGUGGGGAGAUGGAGAGCUGGCACAUCGAGGACGACCGGCUGCACUUCCCCCGCUCCAUGCCGCUCAGCUUCAGCCUGUACGAGCGGGAGGUGCCCAACCGCGUGGAGAUCUUCGACAUCACCAGCAUCCCCGGCUGCCGCACCGCCAUCUCGGAGACCACCUGUCUGUGCGACAUUUUCGGGGACGACUGCGAGUCGCCCUCCCCAUCCUGCAGCCCCCCCUCUGGGUCGCUGGCUAAGGCAGAGCGAGGCAAGUUCACGCCGGCAGACGACACCCCGAACGGCUCGUCCGGGCCUUACCACGCCGCCAACGGCCACGAGCAGCUGAGCGACUCCAGCGACACGUUUGAAGACUCUCAGGAAGCCCUCACCCCUGUACCUUUACUGACUGUCUCCUUACCUGAAGCCAGAGGUGCAUCGCCCUUGUCCAAACCCAAUGGUACUGACCUCCCCUCUAACCCCCCGGCCACUCUCUCCUCAGCUCAAUCCAAGGGAACUGCCCCGUUACCAAGGAGUGUAGCCCCUGUAUCUCUCUCACCUGAACCCAGGAGCAUUAACAUCACCCCCAAUCAUAGUACUGCCACCUCUCACAACCCAGGCAUCGAAUUCCCUUCACUUGAGACCAGCUGUUCAGGUUUGUCAUCUGAACACAGGAGCAACAACAUCCCUCCUAAAUCUGUAACUGCCCCCCCUUACAAGUGCAGGGACACAGCCCCCUCACCUGAACCCAGAGACACAGAUACCUUUUAUGAAACAGCUACUACCCCGACUCCUGUAGACUGGGAUAUAUUGCAUACAACUGAUCCAAGAGGCAGACAACCCUGGAUUACUGCCACCAAACCUGAACCCAGAUCGACACCACAAGAACUACAAGCCAGGGUUACACCCUCCAUACUAGAACCUAGUGUUGCAUCAUUAAAAACACAAUCUAGUGCUAAUCCCGUUGAGAUAGAAUUCAGUAUUGAAAUCCCAGAACCUAGACAUACCUCUCCUGAACUAGAACCAAGAGCUACACACCCAGAGUCAUGCCCAAGGGCUAAAUCCCCAGAACUAAAACCAAUAACUAAACUAGAACCCAGUGCUCCACUUCCGGAGCCAGAAUCAAGGGCAAUACCUUCCAAAUUAGAAUCUAAUUUUACAUCCAUAGAACCAGCCCCCAGGGCUAAAUCCCCAGAAAUAAAACCCAGUGCUAUAUACCCCAGAAAGGAUUUGAGUACUACAUUGCUUGAACCAGAACCUAGAGGUAGAUUACCAGCUCAGGAAUUUGGAAAUCCAUCUCCAGAACCAGAACGUAGUGCUACAUCCUCAGAACCAGAAUUUAGGACUCCAUCUCCAGAACCAGAACCAAGUACUACAUACUCACAACUAGAAUCCAGGGAUAUAUCCUCCAAAUUAGAAAAUAGUUUUACAUCCUUAGAACCAGAACCCAGAGGUAAAUCCCCAGGAAUAAAAACAAGAAGUACAUCCAAAUUUGAAUCUAGUGGUAGAUCCCCAGAACCAGAAUCCAGGGCUUUUGCCUAUAAAUUAGAACCUCGUUUUACAUCAUUGGAUGGAUCUGGAGAUGAAUCCCCAGAAAUAAAACCCAGUGCUAUAUACCCCAAAUUAAGUGCUACAUGGCCAGAAUCAGAACAUAGUGGUAGAUUACCGGAACCAGAAUUUAAGACUUCAUCUCCAGAACCAGAACUUGGUGAUAGAUCCCCAGAACCAGAAUUUAGAAAUCCAUCUCCAGAUCCCGAACUUAGUAAUACAUCAUCAGAAGCAGAAUUUAGGACUCCAUCUCCAGAACAUAGUGGUAGAUCCCCAGAACCAGAAAGCAGGGCUUUAUCCUACAAAUUAGAACCUAGUUUUACAUCCUUAGAACCGGAACCCAGAGGUAAAUCCCCAGAAAUAAAACCUAAUGCCAUAUCCCCACAAAAAGAACUGAGUGCCAUAUUGCCAGAACAAGAACCUCAUGGUAGAUUCUCAGAGCCAGGAUUUAGAAAUCCAUCUCCAGAACCAGAACGUAGUUCGACAUCCUCAGAACCAGAAUUUAGGACUCCAUCUCCAGAGCCUCAUACUACAUCCCCAGAACCAGAUCCCAGAAUUAAAUCCUCAGAAAUAAAACCCAGUGCUAUAUCCCCCCAAAAAGAACUGAGUGCUACAUCACCAGAACCAGAAUUUAGGACUCCGUCUCCAGAACCAGAACUUAGUGGUAGAUCCCGAGAACCAGAAUUUAGUAAUCCAUCUCCAGAACCAGAACUUAGUGGUAGAUCCCCAGAACCAGAAUUUAGGAAUCCAUCUCCAGAACAUAGUACAACAUCCUCUGAAUCUGAAUUUAGGACUCCACCUCAAGAACUUGGAUCCCCUAAACCUGAACCAAGAUCUACUUUCCCAGAACUGAACACGAUCCAUCCAUCACCAGAAGGAAGGAUCUCUGCCAAUUCCCCCAAACCCAGGAGAUCUGAGGUCUCCGUUGAACCUAAGGAUACUGCCACCUUAGCUCAAUCCAAAGAAACUGUUAUAUUCCCAGAAACAACAACAACUGAAACCAGGGCUAGUGGUCUCAUACAAGACUCCAGGACAACGGAUCCCUCACAUGGACCAAGACAAACUAACCCUUCGCCAGAACUCAGAAGCACCAGUCUCUCCCUUGAAUCUAAGACUGCCCCCCAUGGAUUAGAAACCAGGUGCUUCAUCACCUCACCUGAGAGCACCAUUCUCUCCCACGGACAACAGAAUUCAGAAUCUGAAUCUAGAUACCCCACUAUGUCUGCAGAGUCCAAAAAUUCAGGAACAGCCGUGGUGUUGGAGCUCAAAGAUCAGGAUAAUUUACAUAAACCUACAGCUGAACCCUCAUAUACGCGCUGCCCACCCAAGCCCUGUGACAAAGAGGCGGGGAGAGUGACUGUUGUUCAGGCUAAUAGCAGUGCUACAGAGGGGCUUCAGUCUGCACAGCCUCUGUUCGCCUCAGGAGCAGACUUAAUCAGACCCCCUGGGACCCAAAAGAGCAAGGCAGUCAGCUGCCCACACGAGCCUGAAAUGUCCACCUCUGGGGAAAGCCCCACUGUGCACCCCAGACAGGGGGGCAGCCAGCCUCACUGGGACAAGGGGCUGAGGGAGGGGGAAGAGGAGGAGGAGGAGCAUAAAAGAGAGGAGCUGGGAGGAGAUGAGGGGGAGGGGAACCGGGAAAAGGCCAGUUACAGAGAGCAACAGGUUGAGCUGUCAUUCAGUGCCAGGAAUAGAAGAGCGCCUGUGAGUCCCAGUUCGGCAGCCACAUGCAGGGAGCUUCGGACGGGAAUGCCAGCUGGUUGUUAUUCAGACUGUCUCCUUGUAACCCAGCAGCGACAGCAGCAAAAUCCGCUCAGACUUCACAACUCGCAGAGGGAGAACCAGGCUUGCGCCAGGAAGCCUCGACUGGUUCCUCGGCCCACCAGAAGCAGCGCUAGCCGCCCUGCCCCCGAAUACUCCAGUGAAAUUUCCAGCAUGGGCAGUGAGUUGGAUGAAGCCGACAACGAGGUGAAAUGGUUUACAGAUGUGGCCUUCAGAAGCCUUUCCAGUCCUCAGGCAGACUACCUGGAUGUAUAUAACUCCAGCCACAGGUCCUCCACGAAUGUAUCUCAGCUCUCCACAGAGGACAGCCCCAGAGCCAGUGCUUGGUCGGCAUAUGCGGACCUGCGGGGCUCGACCCGCUACGAAGGCGACAGUCUCCCCCACCAGCCGCCCACGGGCCUGGCCCCGAACAGGCCGGACGUGACCAGGCGCUUUGAGAUGGGCAGCUUCGAAUGCGUGGACGUAGCGCUGGAGAGCCGGGAGGACUUCCGGAGAGGGAAGAGGACGGUGCCAAAGAGGCAGAUCCAACUGAAGCGACGGGACACCAGCGAAUCACAGUGCAGUGAGAACGAUGAUGCUGCCAACGAGGCUGCGCCAGCGCAGAGACUUUCGCGGGAUGUGUUAGUGCGCCAGCACAGCACCCCAGCUGCCAUCCAGGAGCAGUCGUACAAGGAAGUCAAACCCGAACCAAGUGACAGGAAGCAGAAACUUCAAAAGUCCCUCUCCUUGGAUGAGACAUCGAGCAAAAACAAAACUGCCUCCUGCCUGAUCAAGAGCGUCCUCUCCAAGAAGAUGCAGCACAACCCGAAUCUCACCAGCUCACAUCCAUCUCUCCAGACUGAAGACUCCAGCACCUCUGUGGGGAAGAAUGUGCCCCCCGAAGGCUCCCAGUCAGUUAGAGAGACUCCCAAAAUGAGUGGCGAGCUCCCCUCAGACUGCAGUCUUUCGGAAGAAGAGCUCCCACUCCAGCUGGAACCUGCCCCGCAGAGUAGCCCAGUGAAACGGCACAGGAGCUUCGACCCCAGACCACAGCCAAAACCGGUGUGUAGACACAGCUACAGUCCACUCCAGAGUGGCGCAAGCAGUGUUGAAUUUCAGAAAAAUAACAUAGGGAAGCAGGGCAUGAGGUCCGAGCUGGUCGUCCCGUUUGAGAGUGCACCGAUGGAGAAACAUAGUGGUAGAGAGACAUGGAAGCAGAGCACCAGAGAGACAGAGAAACAGUGGAGCAAAGAAAAAGAGGAAAAGGGUGAUAAAGAAAUGGAAAAACAAAGCAACAAAGAAAUUGAGAAACAGAGCUACAGCGAAUGGCAAAGGAGCAACAGAGGUACAGAGAAACAGAGAGGCAGAGAUGGGGUAAAACAGCAGACCAAUGAGAACCUGUGUAAGAAGCACUCCGGUGACUCAGCAAAUGCCAUCUCCCGGAACACCGCUGUUACCCGAGCCCCAGUCACUCCAAGUGGAAUGACAAACAGAAUCCAGGAAUGCUAUACCAGGUCAGAAAACUAUAAACAACAGAGUGCCAGGAACAUUUUCAUGUCCAAAACGCCGGAAAUAAUGCUCAAGACUUGCACUACCAGGGAGACGAAAAAGAGUUCCUUGCAGAUCGACUGCCUCCCUGGCGACUCAGAACCAAAACAGGAAGAGAGGCGCGUGGCCCCCUCGCCCGAGGGACCUCCAGAAAAAGAAAUGCACAACUACAAAAUGGAGAAGACUGAUGGACACACAGAGAAUGGGGAAGUAUUUGAGAAGAACAAACCCAAAGGUCCCGUACACAAGGUGAGGGAUGUGAGGAAGCUGGUGAAGAAUACCUAUAAUCUGUCAUUCAAGGCCUCUGCAGUUCUGGCACAGGACUCCAUCUCCCAAGCUGCGGUCCUGGUGCAGGACUCCAUUUCCCAGGCUGCAGUGCUGGCGCAGGACUCCAUUUCCCGGGCUGCAGUGGAAAAGCCCCCGCCCAUGCAGAUUGAGUACAUCAGUCGGAAGGUAGAGGGGCCUGUGGCCAGCCGGCCAGGAGAGAGGCAGGCAGCGGGAAAGAAGCUGGUGUCUUCACAGGAACCUACACAGGUGUCUGGUCAGGUGCGUUCACAGGAACCUACACGGGUGUCUGCAUGGACGCAUCAACAGGUGUCUCCACAGGUGUCAGUGCAGGUGCGUGCACAGGAACCUACACAGGUGUCUGCAUGGGUGCGUUCACAGGAGCUCACACAGGUGUCUGCCCAGGUGCGUUCACAGGAACCCACACAGGUGUCUGCACGGAGGCAUUCAAAGGGGCUUCCACAGGUGCCAGCACAAGUGCCUUCACAGGAACCUACACAGGUGUCUGGCCAGGUGCCUUCACAGGAACCUACACAGGUGCCUCAGAUGUCUGCGCAGGUGCAUCCACAGGUGUCUCCACAGGUGUCUCCACCGGUGUCUGUGCAGGUGGGUUCACAGGAAUCUACACAGGAGCCUGUGCAGGUGCAUUCACAGGAGCCUACACAGGGGUCUACACAGAAGGUCACACAAACCACCUCCCUUCUCAUCACGCCAAGGGGCUGUUUGGCCGAAGCUGGGGCAGUCGACACUGUGGCCACAGAAACCAACAAUGCAGCCGUGUCGCAGUCAGACGGCCACGUGGAUAAAGUGUCUCGGGGGGGCACUCGCCACCCCAAGCUGGGCAGCACCCCCAAACUCCCCAGCAAGGACAGGGAAGUGUCCACUCUGAUGUACUUGCAGAACGGACCGUCGGAGGGUGGGCUUGAGCCCGGAGCGCUGCCGCCUAUAGGCCUGACCGCCACCAACUGCAGCCGCUCGGUCUCCAUGCUCCUGAAGGAGAAGGGCUUCCAGGCGGACAUCGGAGUCUGCGAUGCCCCAGCUGAUGAGCCCAAUGCUGCCCCAAAACACAUCAACAAGCUGGAGGUGCCCCUUCAGACCUGCUCCACAGAGGAGGCCCCGUCUGAGCCCUCAGACCCUGUCCCACCCCCUGCUCGCACCUCCCCCUCAGCCGCCACCCCACUGAUGGACCCUGGGGAGGAACGCCACCCUCGGAACCCCACCCCUCCUGAGUCCAGGGGGGUCAAUCUUGAGAGGACAAGUCUGAAAGCUAGAGAGAACAACACAAGGGCUAAGGACACAAGCCCGAGUUCACCGCAGACACCAGUUGCACCAUCAGCAACAUCCAGUAACAAGCUGACAGAUGUGAAAACGGUUUCCACCUGCACAAGGAAAACUGUAGUAGCAGCAACAGGAUCAACAACAUCCAGCUGUGGGCAACAACCAGCAUCUGCAGCAACAGAACUCCAAAGCGACACACAAACAUCAACCGUGCUAGCAACGUCCAGCAAGACCAUUCGGCCUGCAUUGUCUCCAACCUCACGUCACAAACAAAAGCCUCUUUCACCCAGCAACCUGCAGCAGCCAAAUUUGACCCACAGUGACACACAGGAACAGGUGGUUUCGUCCUGUAGUUCGUCCUGCAGCCAGUCGUCACUAUCAACGACAACGCAAUCCCCAAGCAGCCCGCAGCAGCCGGCUAUCAGCAUAACAUCCACCAAGCGAGCUGAGAGCGGCAGUCAGCGGUACUACGCUUCAGACGACCCGCCGAGCUACGACGAACGGGAGAGCUUCAGCCCGCUGCUGCUGACGGACCUGUACAACAGGAAACCGAACCGCUACCACCCACCCAUCCAAGCUCCACCCUGUUCCUGUGUCCCCGUCCACGCACCCCCUGAUCUCACGCCUCCCGCACCUGGGCCCACAAUCGUCCCGGCUCCGUCCUCACACGCUCAAGCUCCACCUUCGCUUGCAGCUCCACCCCCGGCUCGCCACCACCACCAUCAGCAGCAGCGCUCAGACGCCCGCUCUCUGAGCUACAAGCCUGGCUCCCCCAACGCUGUCCAGCCAAACCUCGCCCAGCCCUCGCACAUGUACCAGUCUCUUCAGCACCCACCGCCUGGUCUGCCAGCCUUCCCCCCUCCACUACAGCAGCCGCGCCCCGACAUCAGCAGGGGGCAGCCCCCCCCAGGCCCACCGGCAGACAGACGGUCGGGACACCACCGCUCCCCCCAGCAACCCGCUUCACUGUCGGGCAGCAGCACCUAUUCCAGUCACUCCACCACCUCACCUGGUGUGCCCCCGUUGGACGUGAGGCCGCAGUACCUGUGCAGCCCCCAGGGGUUUGUGUCCCCUUACGGCUCUGAGUUCGGCAGCGAGGGAGGGGGGGGCGGCGGGAUGAUGUACCCCGAGGGUGGGGGCGGCCUGGGGUACGGGCAGAACCAGCGGCGCGUGCUGCUCGACCCGGAAACCGGGAAGUACUUCUACAUCGAGGUGCCCAUGCAGCCUCUGCGCAAGAUGCUGUUCGACCCGGAGACGGGUCAGUACGUGGAAGUGCUGAUCCCGCAGCAGACGCUGCCGCACUCCGGCAUGUACCCCCCCGUCGCCGCCCCUUACCCCUCCAUGCACAACCCCGGCAUGUACGCUCCACAGUACCUGCCCUACUCCGUGCCCUCCCACUCCCAGCCCCCGUCACCUCGACACCCCGAUGCCCCGCCCCCGCAAGGAAUACACCAGAACAGCGGUGGGUUUGGGACCCCCAGGACCCAGACCCCGAAAUCCGAGUCCCAGAACCACCCGCCGCUGGAUCAGAGCUACCUGGAGAGCAUGUACUACAUUCCCACCGGAAUGACUGCGAGUCCGAACCCCGCCCCUCCGGAAUUCUAUCAGAAAUUACCCCCCAGCCUGCCAAACUCGGGGGGUAAAAGGUCCUGAAUGAAGCAACAAACCUGGUAUGUGAGUCAGCCAAUCAAUAUUUAUGAGGAGCUUUUCACUAAAAACUCGGAAGUUCAUGUUGGACCUGAUGUGAGGGGUCUAUUUUUUUUCUCUGGUUGAUUCUCUCCAUGCGUAUGUUGACUCUGUCUUCCUGAACUUUCUGUGCUUUGUGUCAAUAUCUACAAGAGAGAUAGAAGCCAGAUACACCUGGUUUUGACGAGAAAUCAGGAAAAACAUGCAAAAAGGACACUAUUGGUGCAGGGAAUAUGUGAACACUUCCUAUUUGGAGAAUCAGCGCACUUGCCUACUACUGAGUGCACAAGUUGUAUACGAGUUGUGUACUCAAUAUUUGGCAAGUAUGUUCUGUGUGGUGAAGCACUUUUUUGUACGUUGGAACUGUGGACACUUCCUGUAUGGCAAACAUGUGGACUUGCUGUGUGCUGAAGAUGUGGGCACUUCCUGUGCAGUGGAGAUGUGGACUUCCUGAGUAGUGGAAACAGUAUGUUAGGCUUCAUGUUGUAGGGCAGGGAUGUCAAACUCAAUUCCCAGGGGGCCACAAUGUCUGCAGGUUUUUGUGGUUUCCUGACAAUUUAGUCAAUUAGCCAAUCAAUGACUUGAAUGAACCACAGAUGCUGAGAACAACCCGAAAACCAGCAGACACUGCGGCCCUCCAGGACUGGAGAUUGCCACCUGUGUUGUAGGGCAAAGACUGAACAGGAUAUUUUGCAUUUUGCAUGGCUUGGUAAAGUCACCUCUCUUCAGCCCCUUGUAAGAGACUGACCAUUGUUUCUUUUUCAACCCCUUCUUGUGUCUCACUUGCUUUGAUUGCCUUUUAUUGAAUACAUAUUUAACAGUAGCUUGAGCGAAGAUUGCAAGCUCAUGUCCACCGUAUGAGCUGAGCACUUCACGUGUCUUUGUACACGUCCGUACGGGACGGGCUUAAACUACUCCUGCAGUGAAAUCUAGUUCUGUUGCUGCAUUUUUAAUAUUUAUUUUGGAGGUGCUAAUUGUUUGUCACCCAGACAGGAUAAGGCACAUAGAUUUUGGGGGAUGGAGCCAGGAUGUACUCCUUCUUACAUUUCCUCCCAAAGAUUUGCUGCAUGGCAACUUCGGAAAUGUUUUUGGUUUUCCAAAGUGAGAAUGACAUGCAUAGUACCCUUGUUAUUUUGUGAGUUUGUUACCUUUGCUCUUGUUAAUAACGGCGAGGGGUUUGUGUGUACAGAGAAAAUGUAAUUUGUAAUAAGCGAGUCAUUUCACCAGAGAGUACUGUGAUGCACUGAGUAAUGUAAUAACAUCCUGUUACAAAAUACUGUGAGAAAGCAGCUAAUCACGUCAUCUGAUCACGGACUCUGUAGAAGAGAACUGACCCCCAUCUGAUCACGGACUCUGUCUCCGGAGAACUGACUGAUCAGUUUCCUGGAUGUUUGGAUCUGACGCAAAUAAGAGCACUUGUCGAGCUCCAACUUCCCGAGUGCUUUCAUUGACUGCCGUGGUUAUAGAGUUACUGAGCAUGCUCAAGGGACAACUCUCGGUUUCCACGGAAACCAUAUCACACCUCAGUCUCUUCACCGCGAUGCGGUCAGUCUACCUGGCGCAGCUGAUCACCUUUCAGGUGAUAUCACCUGUCCAACGGCUGCUCAACCUUUAUCACUGGUUAAAAUGGACUUCAAAUCUAAGAAUGAAUUCAUACGCAAAUAACAUUGAGUAUUUCCCCCAGUGCUUCAGAAUUGCAUGUGACUUUUGUACACAAAUGACAAAGACCUUAUAUAACCUCAAUAAAGAUUAUAUAUUUCUCAA
This is a messenger RNA of Conger conger (European conger), 10118 nucleotides long. RefSeq names its product serine/arginine repetitive matrix protein 2. The transcript is spliced from 2 exons. Lineage: Eukaryota; Metazoa; Chordata; Actinopteri; Anguilliformes; Congridae. Gene Ontology annotation, cellular component: nucleoplasm. Bases 279 to 8321 code for a protein of 2680 amino acids. The record is from RefSeq and is a predicted model, not a curated record.